GUGUGAGGAGGGGCGCCUGUGCACUUGUGCAGUCUGUCUUCAGCAGUCUUCAGGAGAGGAUCAGACUGGAGCUGGUCAUGUCUCUGUGGGUCGCCGCCGCUGUGCUCCUGUCCGCUGUUUUCUCCAGGACUUCAGCCUUUAAUCUGGACACCACCACCAUCCUCACCAAAGAGGGCGAGCAGGGCAGCUUCUUCGGCUUCUCCGUGGCUCUACACCAACAGAUCACUCCAGAACCCCGCAGCUGGCUUCUGGUUGGAGCUCCUCAGGCCAGAGGUGAGGGUCCCCUGCAGAGCCGGCGGCCCGGAGCCCUGUACCGCUGUCCUGUCACUGCAGAGCCCUGUCAGCGGGUGGAUGUGGACGCACACGAGAAUCUGGACCGAGAGAACAAAGACAACCAGUGGUUUGGGGUCACGGUCAAGAGCCAGGGCGCAGGGGGGAAGGUGGUGGUGUGUGCGCACCUGUACGAGCUCAGACAGCAUGUGAAUCAGUCGUUUGAGACUCGUGACCCCGUGGGCCGCUGCUAUGUGCUGAGCGCGGAUCUGACGGAGCGGGACGAUCUGGACGGAGGAGAGUGGAAGUUUUGUGAAGGUCGUCCUCAAGGUCAUGAGCAGUUCGGGUUCUGCCAGCAGGGUCUGUCCGCCAGCUUCAGUCCCGACCGCAACUUCCUGCUGCUCGGAGCUCCGGGGACGUACAACUGGAAAGGGCUGUUAUUCAUGGCCAACCCUGUAGAGGACGCUCUGGUCUACAAAACUCUGGAAGCAUCCAAAAGCUCCUAUGAAGACGUGGCCCAGAACAGCUAUCACAUCGCUGUUGGAGCCCCGUUUGAUGGAGACGGAAAAGUGUUUAUUUACCGCGGCUCAUCAUCUGGCAUCGAUACCAAACCCUCUCAGGUUCUGGAUGGGCUUAAUGCAGGCGUGCAGCGCUUCGGUUACUCCAUAUCUGCAGGACUGGAUGUGGAUGGUAAUUUGUACCCGGAUCUGGCGGUGGGCUCUCUGAGUGACCAGGUGGUGCUGUACAGGUCUCGGCCGGUCAUCCACGUGCUGCGGGAGAUCUCCAUCCAGCCGCAGUACAUCGACCUCACCCAGCAGAACUGCGCAGGACAGCCCGGGGUUUGGUGAACUUUGUGCGUGAGGGCUGCGGAGAGGAUCAGAUCUGCCAGAGUAACCUGCAGCUGAGCUACGAGUUCGGCAGCAGAGAGGCCAGCAGCUUCAGGGCCCUGCCACGAGACGAGUUUGGGGUUCAGGUGUUUUCGUUGUCGGACCAGCGGGUGGUGCUGCUGGAGCUCACGGUCACCAACACCCCGUCUGACCCGCUGCGCCCCCUGGAGGACGGAGACGAUGCCCACGCCGCACAACUGCUGGUGUCCCUGCCACACACACUCUCUUACUCUGGGCUCCUCGGACAGCAGGUGUGAAGUUCUACCUGGUCUUGAGCACCUCGGCCAUCAGCAUCCACACCACCUCUCUAAGCGUGCAGCUGACUCUGUCCACGAUCAGUGAGCAGCCGUCUCUGGCCCCGGUGUCUGCGUUUGCUCGGGUGGUGAUCGAGCUUCCUCUGCUGCUCAGCGGUGUGGCUCGUCCUCAUCAGCUCUUCUUCAGUGGUGCCGUCAGAGGAGAGAGCGCCAUGAGCACGCUGGAGGACAUCGGCAGCCCGGUGGAGUUUGAGUUCAUCGUGUCCAACAGCGGUUUGUCUCUGCAGACGCUCGGCUCUGCGUCUCUGAAUGUGUUCUGGCCGUACGAGCUGCCCAACCGCAAGUGGCUGCUGUACCCGAGCACCCUGCAGAUGCUGGACCAGUCCAAAGAACAACACUGCCCACCCCAGGCUGACCUCAACAAACUGCAGCUCACACACACACACACUGACCAGAGCCGCCGGUCGGUGCGUUCCCAUCAGCAGGCAGUGUCAGACUCGUCCUCUAUGGCUGCAGUGCCGUCUGUGUCUGACAGGAGGCGCUCUCUCACACUGGAUUGCGCUGUGGGCUCCGCACGCUGCCUGCACUUUCAGUGUCCUCUGCAGUCGCUGUCUGGCACGAUGCGCCUCCGGAUCAAAGGUCACCUGUGGAACAGCAGCUUCAUCGAGGUGUCAGUGAUGAUCUACCCAGAGAUCGGGCUGUCAGAUCAGUAUGGCGUCCCCUGGUGGAUCAUCCUCAUCGCUGUCCUGGCUGGAGUGCUUGUGCUGGCGCUGCUCGUGUGUUUACUGUGGAAGUGUGGUUUCUUCAAGCGUGCGGAGCGGCAGCCGCAGUAUGAAACGGAGUAUCACUGCGCUCACCUGCAGCAGCAGCCGUCAGACGCCGAGCGGAAACACACCGAGCUGCAGUGAGGGCUCGUCACAGCACCUGCAGACGCUCACGUGUGGUUUCUUCAGAAGGGUUCGGCAUGAAGAUCAGGUUCCUCAGUAUCAGGCGGUG
Messenger RNA from Danio rerio (zebrafish), 2407 nucleotides. The record is from RefSeq and is a predicted model, not a curated record. NCBI's taxonomy places the organism in Eukaryota, Metazoa, Chordata, Actinopteri, Cypriniformes, Danionidae.